Cyprinodon tularosa is the source of this 1430-nucleotide messenger RNA. RefSeq names its product dehydrogenase/reductase (SDR family) member 7Cb (gene dhrs7cb). Gene Ontology annotation, molecular function: all-trans-retinol dehydrogenase (NAD+) activity. The transcript is spliced from 7 exons. Bases 162 to 1103 code for a protein of 313 amino acids. Lineage: Eukaryota; Metazoa; Chordata; Actinopteri; Cyprinodontiformes; Cyprinodontidae. Gene Ontology annotation, cellular component: sarcoplasmic reticulum membrane. The record is from RefSeq and is a predicted model, not a curated record. Gene Ontology annotation, biological process: regulation of release of sequestered calcium ion into cytosol by sarcoplasmic reticulum.
GGGGGGGGGCUCCUUAGGACAGCACUUGAUCAGACACACAGAAGAGCCUUGCCGAGUGAAUGGACAAGGGGGAAGAGAAGGGCCUCUUUUCCCCACUGAAUCCAUUAAAGAACAACAGCCAGCCCGUCCUGCUGAAGGAUUAGCUCCCUGUCCAUGCUAAGAUGGGCGUCCCCUCGGUGAUGGUGCUGCCCCUGCUGGUAGUCUUUGCAGCAGGGAUUUACUACAUCUACAAUGAGGUCAUACAGUUCAUGUCCAAGAGCUUAGUGCGCAACAAAGUGGUGGCGAUCACCGAUGCUGUGUCUGGAGUCGGAACUGAAUGUGCCCAUCUCUUCCAUAAGGCCGGUGCCAGGCUCAUCCUGUGUGGAGCCACCUGGGAUAAACUGGAAUCACUCUAUGAUUCUUUGAUUACUGACUCUGACCCAAGAGAGACAUUCGCCCCAAAGCUGGUGAUCCUGGAUUUCAGUGACAUGGACAGUAUGGAGGAUGUGGUGGCUGAGGUCAUGGACUGCUAUGGCUAUGUGGAUGUGCUGAUCUGCAACAGCAGCGUGAAACUUAAAGCCCCCAUUCAGAGCGUCUCUCUGGAAAUGGACAGAAAUAUAAUGGACAUCAACUACUUUGGCCCAAGCACUCUCACCAAAGGUGUUCUUCCGGCGAUGAUGUCCAGAAGAUCAGGACACGUUAUUCUGGUCAACAGCAUCCAGGGCAGACUGGCAGUCCCAUUCAGAAGCUCGUAUGCUGCCUCCAAACAUGCGGCGCAGGCCUUCUUUGACUGCCUCAGGGCAGAAGUGGAGGAGUACGGGAUUCUUGUUAGCACCAUCAGCCACACCUUCAUCAAUGCCGCUGAACCUCCACCUGCGGUGAAGACAGCUCCAAAACAAAAUCUCUUUGCUAAAUAUAUCAGCAGCCAGCUAAGCCAUGGCGUGCGGCCCUCGGUCCUGGCCAAUGAGAUUCUGCAGACGGUGAACAGGAAGAGGAAGGAGGUUAUGCUGGCCCACCCCAUCCCCAGGGUGGCCCUCUACCUCCGCUCCCUCUUUCCUCCCUUUCUCUUCUCAGUGUUGGCAGCGGGAGUGAAGGACUCCGUGUUGGGCGAGCAGAUGCAGUAGACAAAGAUAGAAGUAGCUCAGAAUUGUCAAACACGAACGUGGUUGCUUUGAGAACAUCACACUGUUUUAUUUUACAGCCUGACAGUUUCUGAGAUAACUUUUGAUCUUGACAAAGAAGAAUGAGUGAUUACAUGAAAAACCUCCCGGUGAAGAGUAAAACAUAAUUAGGAUUAGAUUGUAACAUCUUAGAAAAUUUGUAUUAAAAAAACACGUAAACUUUCUUCAACAUGCAAGAGACUUUUCGGAACUUCCAUAAUAACUUAGAUGCUUUUCUCAAAAUCUUUGUAAAAAAAAAUAGUGUUGGGCCGAUGCCAUUUUUUGGCCCCG